ACCUCGUGCCACAACUCUCAAACUUGUACAGGCAACCAAGAACACCUGUGAUCUACAUUUUGAGAUCAGGUAGUAUGAUUGAUCCAUGAAUCCCAUUAUCCAUCAUCCUCGAGUGAGAGUCCAGCACGAAAGCUGCAGCUACCACUCCAGCUUAUCCAUCUCAUCAUCCAUUCCCCUCGCAACGAACUCCCUGCCUCUCGCUCCGAUCGUCCGCGCCACGGCGGCGACACGAUGAAACCCCGAUCCAACUGACAAAAUUCCCAAGCGAAUCCUGUGCAGCUCGAGUAGAAGAGAAGAGAGAGUGCUUCUUGGCGAGCGAGUCAACGUCACAAUGGCGUCCCCGCUGCUGCUGCUGCUUCCGCUCGCCGUCUCGUCCCUUCUGCUGCCGUUCGCGGCGGCCGCGCGCGUCUUCUCCGUCGCGGACUACGGCGCGGCGGGCGACGGCGCGCGGUACGACACGGGGGCCAUCCAGGCGGCCGUCGACGCGUGCGCGGCGGCGGGGGGCGGGCGCGUCCUCCUCCCGGCGCCGGGGGACUACCUGACGGCGACCGUCCACCUCCGCUCGCGGGUGGUGCUCGACGUCGCCCCCGGGGCGCGGCUGCUGGGCGGGACCAGGCAGGCGGACUACCCUCCCGAGUCCCGCCGCUGGUACGUCGUCCUCGCCGAGAACACCACCGGCGCCGGGGUCACCGGCGGCGGCGAGAUCAACGGCCAGGGCGGGGCAUUCGUGGUCACCCCCAACCCGCAGAAGAACAUCAUGGUGAGCUGGAACGCCACCGGCGACUGCGAGGGCGACGAGUGCCGCCCGCGGCUCGUCGGAUUCAUCGACUCCAAGGACGUCACGAUCCACGACAUCACCCUCAACCAGCCUGCCUACUGGUGUCUGCAUAUUGUCAGGUGUGACAAUACAAUGAUCCACAAUGUGUCGAUAUAUGGGGAUUUUGACACUCCCAACAACGACGGCAUCGACAUUGAGGAUUCAAACAACACGGCCAUCACUCAUUGCCACAUAGACACCGGAGACGAUGCGAUAUGCCCCAAAUCAACCACAGGUCCUGUUUACAACUUGACGGCAACAAACUGCUGGAUACGGACUAAAUCUUGCGCUAUCAAGUUUGGCAGCGCUAGCUUCUUUGACUUCAAGAAGCUGGUAUUUGACAACAUUACAAUAGUUGAUUCACAUAGAGGACUUGGGAUGCAGAUUAGAGAUGGAGGAAAUGUGAGCGAUGUGGUGUUCUCAAACAUCAAAAUGAGCACCAGGUACUACCAUCCUUUAUGGUGGGGGAGAGCUGAACCGAUCUACAUCACCACAUGUCCAAGGCACCCAGAUUCCAAAGAAGGCACCAUUUCAGACAUUCAGUUCAUCAACAUCUCAUCGGUAUCAGAAAACGGAGUAUUCUUGGCUGGAUCGAAGCACGGGCUGCUUCGCAACCUGAAGUUCAAGAAUGUCGACCUAACCUACAAGAGAUGGACAAACUACUCGGGAGGGCUGUAUGAUUACAGGCCUGGAUGCCAAAAGAUGGUGAAGCACCGAACCGGUGGUAUGAUGCUGGAGCACAUCUCUGGCCUUGAGAUCGACAAUGUGAGGAUGAGAUGGUCAAGAGGAAGCCUCAAAGGCUGGGAUGUUGAUCCUCUCCUCUUCCAGCCAUCGACAGUCGACAAGCUGUCAUUCCAUGACUGGCAAUCGCUGGCUGUCAGUAGGUAAUGGAAGAGCAAGCCUACUGAACAUCACAUUUGUACAAGUAUCUGUAUCACAAUCUGAGUGGUGAUUCUUUUCUGAAACGUGUAAAUAAAGAUCACAUGAAAGGCAAUGGUCUUACCAUGUUGAUAAUCAUCGCUUGAAUGGCAUAAGGUUCUUACCAGUCAAUAAAAAUCCUCAAGUCCCAACUCCCUGUAAGCUUCAGCGAAUGGGCGAGAAUGGCUGCUGAAUUGAUUUCUGAGUACUGAACUGACUGAAUCAGAUACAAUCAAAUUCAAUCUCAAUUGUCUAUAAUAAACCUAUGCUGUCAUUCUGAUCUGGAUUUCGAAUUUUAA
This is a messenger RNA of Oryza sativa Japonica Group (Japanese rice), 2034 nucleotides long. Its product is annotated as probable polygalacturonase. Gene Ontology annotation, molecular function: polygalacturonase activity. The record is from RefSeq and is a predicted model, not a curated record. Lineage: Eukaryota; Viridiplantae; Streptophyta; Magnoliopsida; Poales; Poaceae. Gene Ontology annotation, biological process: carbohydrate metabolic process.